Molecule: messenger RNA, 1920 nt
Organism: Paramormyrops kingsleyae
Lineage: Eukaryota; Metazoa; Chordata; Actinopteri; Osteoglossiformes; Mormyridae
Gene: arih2
Product: ariadne homolog 2 (Drosophila)
Biological process (GO): protein ubiquitination
Molecular function (GO): ubiquitin-protein transferase activity; zinc ion binding
Source: RefSeq, a predicted model, not a curated record
GGAGGCGGAUGUGACGUAGCUGACUAAUCUCCCUGUGCUUCCUGUCUUCCUUCUUGGCUGUGACUCGGUAAGCCGAACCGAAUUUGUUCUUGGUCUCUCCGUCGGUCCUGUACUUGCAUCGUGAGGCUGUCCAGUGCGGCCCAGAGGGUUCUUUUGUCUCCGCUAAACCUGCUCCCAGUGUACCUCAUGAGUGACGGGGAGUGCGACUUCUUCUGCUUCUUCCGCUGCUGCUGAGCACCAAAGCAGCAGGGAGCUGUAGUCAUCCCAAGUGCUGAGGGCUGAUUGGUGCGGGGGGGGCGGGGCUAUUUGAGGGCGGGCCCAGGGGAAUGUCUGUAGACAUGAACAGCCAGGCCUCUGACAGUAACGAGGACGACAUCGGCCCCAACUCUGAGGAGGAGGAAGAGGAUGAAGUCGGAGAGGAUGGGGACAUUGCAGACUACUACGAGGGUGUCGCCAGUGACGUGGAGCAGCAGGGGGCCGAUUCCUUCGACCCAGAGGAAUACCAGUUCACCUGUCUCUCCUACAGAGAGAGUCAGAAAGUACUGGCCGAGGAUGUGAACAGGGUCGCUAGCACCCUGAAGGUGACACUUGCGGUAGCUAAGCUGGUCCUGGUUCAUUUUCACUGGCAGGUGUCCAUAAUACAAGACAGGUACAUGUCCAGCUCCUCCCAACUGCUGUGUGAAGCCCUAGUCCAGCUCCAUCCUGGCACCUACAGACCCAUGACAGUGCCCGGCCACUCCUAUCAGUGCGGGGUGUGUCUGCAGCAGGUGCGCAGGGAUGCUCUGCUCGCCUUGCCCUGCCAGCACUCCUUUUGCAAGGCAUGCUGGGAGCAGCACUGCACUGUGCUUGUCAAGGAUGGAGUGGGAGUGGGUAUUUCGUGCAUGGCCCAGGACUGUUCCCUCCAAAUGCCAGAGGACUCUGUGCUCCCACUGCUGCACGGGGAAGAACUAAAGGACAAAUACAGACGCUACCUCUUCAGGGACUACGUGGAGAGUCACUGGCAGCUGCAGCUGUGUCCCGGAGCUGACUGCCCAAUGGUCAUCCAGGUGCAGCAGCCGCGGGCCAGGAGAGUGCAGUGUAGCCGCUGCAGCGAGGUCUUCUGCUUUAUGUGCCGUCAGAUGUACCACGCGCCCACGGACUGCGGAACCAUCAGGAAGUGGCUGACCAAGUGUGCGGACGACUCCGAGACAGCCAAUUAUAUCAGCGCACACACUAAAGAUUGUCCCAAGUGCAAUAUCUGCAUCGAGAAGAAUGGGGGCUGCAAUCACAUGCAAUGCUCCAAGUGCAAGCAUGAUUUCUGUUGGAUGUGCCUGGGAGACUGGAAGACCCACGGCAGUGAGUACUACGAGUGCAGUCGCUACAAGGAGAACCCUGACAUCGUGAACCAGAGCCAGCAGGCCCAGGCUAGGGAAGCACUCAAGAAAUACCUCUUCUACUUUGAGAGGUGGGAGAACCACAAUAAGAGUCUGCAGCUUGAAGCACAGACCUACCAGAGAAUCCAGGAGAAGAUUCAGGAGAGAGUGAUGAACAACCUGGGCACCUGGAUUGACUGGCAGUACAUGCAAAACGCUGCAAAGCUAUUGGCUAAGUGCCGCUACACGCUGCAGUACACCUACCCCUACGCCUAUUACAUGGAGUCUGGACCACGCAAGAAGCUUUUCGAAUACCAGCAGGCGCAGCUGGAAGCAGAAAUCGAGAACCUGUCAUGGAAGGUGGAGAGAGCGGACAGCUAUGAACGGGGAGUUGGAGGAGGGGGGCUAAGUGCCAGCGACAGAGGGGACCUGGAGAAUCAGAUGCACAUCGCAGAGCAGCGGAGACGAACACUGCUCAAGGAUUUCCAUGACACCUGAAGCCCCUCUUCACUCUUUCAGCUUUUAGAGAUCAACAGCACCCCCUCCCACACACCCACCCACCCCCCCC